Molecule: messenger RNA, 1629 nt
Organism: Ophidiomyces ophidiicola
Lineage: Eukaryota; Fungi; Ascomycota; Eurotiomycetes; Onygenales; Onygenaceae
Exons: 6
Coding region: 1-1629 (542 amino acids)
Source: RefSeq, a predicted model, not a curated record
AUGAUUCGCCGUUCAAUCUUCCUCUUCGUCGAAGUGGUAGCAGCUAUUGCGGUGGGUCUUAAUCCUACAGCGAACUCCACUGAGCAUCUUCCAUUGCUAGAGCUGCCGUAUGGAAAAUGGAGGGCUGCUCAAUAUGACCAAGAGGCAGAUGUGUAUACUUUUCGCAACAUUCGUUAUGCAGCUCCUCCGACUGGAAAUCUCCGUUGGGCAAAACCUGCUCCUCCUGACUAUGUCUCAGGCAUUCAGGAUGGCUCAUAUGGGUACAACUGCAUUGCUGCCACUCUACCUCCCCCCUAUGACAAUGACCCUGUUUUUAGAAGACUGGUUAAAACGGGAGCGGAGGACUGUUUGUUCCUCGAUGUUUAUGUGCCAGGAAAGGUCAUUCGGAUAAAGAAGAGCUGGAAACUCCCUGUUAUCUUUUGGAUAUAUGGUGGAGGAUAUCUCUCCGGAUCAAAAGAUCAGGAUCUAGCCCAUGGAUUAUAUAGUGGUACUAAUUUGAUUACACGAGCUAAUGGGAAUGCGGUUGUAGUCACAAUCAACUAUCGGUUAGGUGCGUUUGGCUUUUUGGCUGGAACAACCAUGGAAGCAACAGCACUCCCCAAUGCUGGAUUGCAUGACCAACGUGCAGCAUUACAAUGGGUCCAAGAUUUUAUCCAUCAUGUUGGCGGUGAUCGAGAUAAUGUCAGUGCUUGGGGAGAGUCCGCAGGAGCGGGGUCUAUCCUUCAUCAUUUGAUUGCGGAGGGCGGUAGCCUUGAUCCCCUUUUCCACCGUGCAGUUGUCAUGAGCCCAGGCAUUACUCCAAUUAUUGAUCGCAAGGGCCAGGUCGAAGAGAUGUUCAAGGACUUCACCAAGGCGGCUGGGUGUGAGAGUCAGGGCAUCGAAUGUCUUCGUGCUGCCAAUGUUUCGACCUUAAAGGAUGCAAACGAGAAAGUUGCGAUAUACAACCCAAUGCCAGAUGGACGUUAUAUCAGACGGAUUCCAGAUGUUGAACUUUCUGAAGGUCAUUUUUGGAAACACCUGGACUCGUUGAUUGUGUCACAUGUGGUGGAUGAGGGCGAGAGUAAUGUCCCCAACCCCAUAGAUCCUGACUAUAUCGCAAACUUUUUGAAGGGUCUCUUCCCCAGCUACGCUCCGGAUGCUGCCUUGACUAUAGAGAAAUUAUAUAAAAAUACACCUGGACCGCCUCGUACUAGGGCUAAAAUAAUAUUUGGCGAUGCUAUCUUUCAUUGUCACAUACGCGGCAUGAUUGAGGCCUAUGGAUCAAAGGCAUAUCUAAUGCAGUUUUCCUAUCCGCCUGGAAUUCACGGAACCGAUGUGCCUGCUGUAUUUUAUGACUCCCUACGGAACCACUCGGUUCCGAUCUUUAGUGCCUAUCAGUCUUAUUUGACUAGUCACGCUCAAACGGGAAAUCCAAACAUCCUACGGGACCCCGUGGCUAAUCCACAGACGAUUAAAUGGCCAAGAGUGGGUGAUGUGAAUACGGAGAAAAUUCACAGUGCAAUAAAUAUGACAGAGCUGGGAUUUGAAGUUAUUGAUGAUGAUAAGCCCCGAAAAAGUGUUUGUGAUGUCUGGAAAGAGGUGUGGCUGGAUGUUACGAGGAAGGGAGAAGAAAAUUGUUACUCCGUAUAG